AUGUGGGGUUCCAGCAGAUAUUUGUGUUCCCCGGAACGUCCCAAAGCCAGUUCCCUGAGUUCCAGUGAUAGGAACUGUGCUCCCAAGGAGCACCAGAAAGAAGAUGAAGAAUGCCUGUCCUGCUGCCUAUUCCUCCUGGAAUCCCAGAGGAAGCAAAGGAAAAACCACACCAGCAAACUCCAUGAGUUGGCAUUGCUGCUACCUCUGGCCCCGAAGACCAGUAGCAGGAAGCUCACCAAGAAGGAGAUUCUGCUGCAUGUCCUGCACUACAUUCAGUACCUCCAGAGAAACAUCGAUGUGGCCAAGGCCUUGCUAAAAUUCCACACCACCAAUGGGGAAGGUGGAGUUGGGGGGCGGGGUCGGAGCUCCACUGCAGGCUCAGCGAGGCAGAGACACCUCACCCCAUCUGGCUCCCCACACUCUUGUAAGUCCUGUCUUCGGGGAGCCUGUCGGAAACCUCGGAAGAAGAAGCUUACACGAGCCUCAGAACGCCAGACCCGGGCCCAGAAUCCUCGUCGCUGUCUGGCCCUGGACAAGCCCAAGAAGCAGGGGGCCCCAUCCGCAGACCAGGAGGGAGGAAACGUGGAGGGGACCACUGCUCCUCCAAAAUGCUCUGACUCCUACACACACCCCAAGGCUGCAUUGUCCUUGCCUCAAGGCUGCUCCUGCAAAAACAGCGCCCAGGACGACGGGCCCUACCCUGCCUUCGGGGCCCAGCAAGGGGCUGAGAGGACCUAUUUUUUCAACAGAACACAGUCCCAUCCCAGGCAGAAGCUGGUGUACUACGAGUCCAGCGACGAGGAGGACCAGGAGGCCCCAGACGCUGACCCUUGGCUUCCUGUCUGGACCCCAGAGGACCUCCCCCAAGGGAGCCCACUGGCUUUGGAGCCCCCUCAGAUUGACAAUGGGGGUAUGAUGGGCCACCUGAGCGAGAUCCUAGGCCUCAGCCCUUCCCUCUUCAGCUCCCCGGGGAAAGCGCUGCCGAGAGAGAUCUUGGAGGAUAGCAGCCUGUUCCUGACCCAAGCUCUCUUUGAAGAAAUUGUCUUAGAUCCGGUGUCUUCGCCGUCUGCCUGCAUGCUGGAGGCUCCACCGCGGGAGGACCUUCCUGACUCCUGCAGCCCGUGCCAGUCCUCGGGGUCGCUGGAUCACGCCUCGCUGAGUGAGAACAGCUCUGACUCUGAGGACUCGGUCACCGACACGGACCCAGAGGUGGUGUGGAUGCAGCAGGACACUCUGGCUGACCCCGAGGGCCCAAAGUCUGUGAGCGAUGAGGACGGAGACUACACGUGGACCCCCGCCCGGCAGGUUGAGACCUGGCCCUCGGCCAGGAGGAAGGCCAGGAAGGGCCGGGCCGGCAGGGGCCCUGUGAAGCCCAAGAACAAGAAAGCCCCCCGCUCCACUCAGAUGAAGAAAAAAUGUGUCAAUGGCUUUAUCAUGUUCUGCAGGAUGAACCGGAAGCAGUACAUCCGAGCCUGUCCAGGAACCGCAUCCACGGCUGCCACCAAAGAGCUGGCCCAGCUCUGGCGGGAGAUGACAGAGCAGGAGCGGAAGCCAUACUGCAUCAAAGCUCGAAGAUUCAGCCGCCAGCACAACCGGAUCGUGAAGAAGGAGAGCUCCAGCAGCGAUGACGAGGACUGGGGGGUACCCAAGCCCUUCUACCAGCUGCUGGCGGACAGGGCCCGCUCCUCCUCAGAGCCCGCCGCUCAGCUGCCUUCUCACCGCACCUGA
Messenger RNA from Pteronotus mesoamericanus, 1728 nucleotides. It is a transcript of the gene MEIOSIN, whose product is annotated as meiosis initiator. Gene Ontology annotation, molecular function: protein dimerization activity. The transcript has 14 exons. The record is from RefSeq and is a predicted model, not a curated record. The coding region runs from base 1 to 1728 and encodes 575 amino acids. Lineage: Eukaryota; Metazoa; Chordata; Mammalia; Chiroptera; Mormoopidae.